Molecule: messenger RNA, 4320 nt
Organism: Mycena citricolor
Lineage: Eukaryota; Fungi; Basidiomycota; Agaricomycetes; Agaricales; Mycenaceae
Source: the annotation of a GenBank genome assembly
UGUCUCCAAUCCGUUCGCGUCAGAUGCACUGGUGUUGAUUUUACCUGCAUCCACCUACUGUCAUCUUUGGCAAUAGAAAAGACCUAUAAUCCAGUUCUCUAUGAGCGCGAACAGAGACCGGGAGCGUCUGUUCCCCGCAGUCUCAAUUGGGCGCAACUCAGGGUUGGCGACAUCCGACCUGUUGACAGCGCACCCGUUACUAUCUCCCUCGUCCCCCAACACGCCCGACCCUACACAACGGAUCCCAAGUCCUGUUCCCCGAUAUGUCCCAUAUACUCCGCGGCAACGUAGUGCGCCUACAGCAGCGACUACUAUUGGGACAACGACGCAUUCCUCUGCCGUUGCUUCUGCGCCCCAGCAGCAAGGCGGCGCGACUAGUAAACUGCAACUCAUGAAUCUCAAGGCAGAGGCACAGAAUAUUGGGCUUGAUACAAGUAGUGUGGGAUGGGCGAUCCUAGAGAAACUUGUAGGAUCUGAUGGUGGAGAGUGGACCGACGUAUGGUCUGCGCUUGCCGUAGGGAAGGCUACGCUUUUGCUGCCGCUUGAGCCUGCUGCAAGUAGCGACAGGAUUACCGCUGACUUUGUCAAGGACCACAUCGUCCUGUGCGAUGGGCCGUCUCGCAAAAACGCCCAUAUCGUGACUCUUUCUGGGCUACGAGGAACUUUGGAUGGAAACACACUGACAUUACGUUCGACCCUCCACCCGUCAUCGAAAGCGUUCCUCGACCUGCUUUCACCAACAACACGUCCAUCUACACUAGCUAUGUUGGCUCCGAUUCCACAUCUUCCGACGGCAACCUCGUAUCCCAUGUUUGCAGUGCCCACUCACGCUCCGGCACUCGCGCUGCCCCCGCGGAUACCACCGCCCCUUCCACCUCGCCCAGUGGGAAGUCUAUCCAGAGGCACUGGAUCCCAGCACUCUCGGUUGUCCAACCCAUUCGCGUCGUUAUUUGGGGCAAACCAUCCCCCACCAAUAGUCCCGAAGCCUUCUCCGGCCUCGAUACACGAAGGGAUGUCGAGCUCAGACCACCCUGUGAACGUCCCCGCUUUCACCAUCGCUCAGCGCAUUGUACGCAAAGAUGUCGCACGUUCCAUUGAGAAGGCACUGAGAACGGAGAUUCACUCUAUUUCGCCGCCGUGGGUCGCAGAGCGCGUCGACACGUUUGUCAACCCAUGGUAUCCAUUCAAGCGCGUCAAGCGAGGUUCCGAUACCAGCAGCACCUCCAAUAACGGCAGCACCAAUUAUGUUGUGGGCGAUCCGCUCGCAGGCAUGCUCCCAGAAGAGAUUGGUGAAAUGGUCCAAGGUUUCUACGCGAGAUUGGAAGAAGAUUUUACUAGUCGCAGGAAAUCUAGCGAUGAAGAAAAUGCGGAUCUCGAUGAGAAAGAGAAGGAGGAGCUUCAGCAAGUGCUAGCACAAGUUGAACGAGCGAUUAGCGUGCUGUUCUUUGAUCGGUUGUUCUCGCCAGCGUCGUCAGAUGACCCAUCUCAUGACCAGGCGCUUUCCAGUCGCGUUGCAGCCCUCAACAUGCUUGAUUUGAAUCUGGAGCAUCUUGGUGUCGAUGUCCCUGCUGACGCACAGGAGGGGUUAGACCUUGUAGUCCAGUCUUGUGGGCAAGUUCUUUCUGGACUUGAGCUACAUCAAUCACCCGCGGACAAGGUCUCUAUCAUGGUGCAAGCGCACCGAGAAGUGAUUGAGGGUCUGUCUCGACUUCCACCGAUUCGAUUGCUAUCUGAGGAGGAAGAGAGGACACGUGCUCUGGCCAGAAAAGCACCACCUUUAGUUGCAGAUCCGCCCCCGCCUUCACAAGAAUCCCAGAGUCCUUCACCAGCACCGGUGGUACCUAGAUCUCUGGAGGAUGGGGAUGAGUCGAAGUCGAUCGACGACGUCACAUCUACUGAGGUGCCCGAUGAAGGUCCAGAAACAAAAACUGAAGCCUCCACUUCAGAGCCUACGGUUGAAGUUGACGCUCAACCCACUCCGACACCAGUCUCGUCUGAUGUGCUCCUUCCUCUCAUCAUCUUUGCAGUGGUCAAAUCCAAUCCCUCGAGGCUUGUCUCGCAUCUGCUGUUCUCGCAGCGUUUCCGCGUCACUCCAUCCGGGAUAGCCCAAGGGGAAGAGGCAUUCUGUCUAGUUAACUUGAUGGCGGUCGCGGAGUUUUUGGAGAAUGUAGACCUUGAGGCCUUGGGUCUUGGAGACAGCGGUAUUAGUGUUGCGGAUCUGACACCCAUCCCCAUCGCGCGCAACAGUCCAAAGGCGCCUUCACUUACUCUGGGAGAUGACAACACGAAUGUCUUGCGAAGACAGGUCGACACUCUCACGGAGGGGGCUGGUCGGAUGCUCACCGGUGUAACUGGUGUCGUCGACUCGUCGUUUGGAAUGCUCAAGCAACUAUUGCCGAAUGUACCGACCCCGUUGGGUACUCCAGCACUGGACAACACCUCAAGCGCUGCUCCGUGGAAUCUGCCGCACGCCGUGGCUCGCCCUGGCUUUGGACUGCUGCGUCGGGAGACUGGAUUCUCGAUUGGCGGUAUUAGCAUCGGCGGUCGGUCAGUCGAAAAGCGCGAGGAAGAGCUGAAGGAUGUGUCUCGGCCCGCGAGUUUACGGGGCGAUGCCCAUUCCGACGAAGAAUCUGACGAAGAGGACGAGGACGAGGACGAGGAUGAGGCCUUUGACGGACCCAGUUCUUAUGACACCCGUAGCAUCCGAAGUUUCGAGAGUAUGAUGAGCAGGGAGAAGAGAAAAGCUGCACGGAAGCCGAGGAAAAGUCUGUCAGAUCGUUUGGCUCAUGUUUCGGCGGGGCUGGCCGGAUUCAAGGGCUCUCCGAGCCGAUUCGAUAGCUCACGACCCAACUCGCCAGCCGUUCGGGCAGGAGAACUGCUUGCAUUGGCACCGCCCAAUCCGCGCUUUCUGGACUGUGCUCCGGACGACCUCAAACUCGCCGAAGUUGCCGAGUUGUUGCGGGACUAUCGUCGAUUAGUGGAUGGGAUUAGGGCUGUAGGUGGCUUUGUUGGUGAAGAUUAGGCUUUCUUUUCUUUGCUUCCAUCAAUCUCGCGUGUUUCUUUAGUACGAGUGAACGUACCGCGUGCAUCACCAAAACGCGCUACUAAUGUACGCUCUGUGAUUGGAUAGAGAUCACAUGAUCGCUCGUCCAAACGGAGGGCCUCCGAUUGGCUCCCACAUCGAAUAUUACUCCUUGAAAACGACAGUAAGCAGAAAGCACACUUCCUUCUUACACCAUGUCGUCGUCGUCGUCCUCGCCUGCCGCCGCUAUCGCACUCCCCCGCCCUGCUACUACCGAUGAAUCGGCACGUAAACCGCCUGUCUGGUCCAUUGAUCAAACCGCCACUCCGUCACAAGAGGUCCCGCCAACUGCUCUCUGCGCGCGACACAAUCGGCCCGAUGGCGUCUGCUGCAAAGAAUUGAAAGGAGACGAUCGUACUCUCAUCAACCCAGAGAUUGUCCGCGACAUCGUCAUCGGUCUCUCAGAUGGUCUCACUGUCCCCUUCGCCCUCACAGCGGGCCUUUCUUCACUGGGCGAGUCGCGCUUAGUCGUACUCGGCGGUGUCGCCGAACUCAUCGCUGGUGCCAUCUCCAUGGGCAUCGGCGGUUUCCUUGCAUCGCAAGCCGAACGCGACCACUACCGCUUCCAGCGCACCUCGACCGCGGCCCGCGUAGUCCGCUCCUGCGACGGAGAGAUGGAGCGCGAGGUGUCUGAUGUGCUUGGGCCCAUCGGCGUCGAUGCGAAGACCUGCCGCGCCGUCGCAAGAUGCCUCCGGGACGCGGAACUGCCGGCCAGUUCGAACAACAGCGUGCAAGCACACGACCUCGAGUCGAACGACUCUCUGCGAUGGUCGAAGGAAGUUGGAUUGACGCCCUUCUUGCUCAAGUUUGGAGAGGGUCUCGAGGAGGUGCCGACUUCUCGGCUAUACUCGUCUGCGGCUACCAUUGGUGCCGGCUACCUCAUCGGCGGCAUCAUCCCCCUCAUCCCGUACUUCUUCAUCCCACGGGCCAGCAUCGCUCUCAUGUGGAGUGCCAUCAUCACUGGUCUCGUCUUGCUGGUAUUUGGCGCCGUGAAGGCCCACAUCACGGGUGCAGGGACAGGUGCCAAAGGCUAUGUCUGGGGUGCUGUGAGCACACUUCUUGUCGGCGGUGUCGCUGCCGCUGCAGCGUUUGGGAUCGUUAGAGCACUGGAGGGCCAAGAGUAGGCUCGCAUGGGUGCAGCGAAAGUAUAUUACGCCUUGGAAUCUGUCUAAUAUAGUGUAUUUUGUAUUUUAUCUUGGGCCACAUACAACUCUCAAGCCCUAACCCCAACGGCUUCU